GAAUAUGAACCUCCAAAUUAUUUAAUUACAUUACAGUCCAUACUUUUUGGAUUACUAAGCGGCUGGGAGCACCAUGUUGACCUCCUGACUUAUUCUACUGCUUCACGCAUACAACCGUAAUCAGAUAAAAGUUCCUGCCACUCAAGACGGAAAGAGCUAUUAAGUCAACGACUGCUGACCAAUAGCAAUGGACAAUCACUUACCUCCAACUCCAUCACUGUACGAAAUUUAAAAAUAACGGUCGGUAAACACCAAAAUUCCCAAAUUGUUCCUGGUAACACAUAUGUAUGAUAAGCUCAACAAGACCAUUGCUCAAAAUCUACAACGAAGUUGGUCUACGAAAAGCUUCUCAUAGUAACUAAUAGUGUUUUCUCUGCUCGAAAAACAUGCCAUCUCAUUGUUCGGCAACAUUACAAAAACGUUGUCAAAAGCCUUGCGAAAAUGUUGCAUAUUUCAUAUAAUAAAAGACUAGAAAAAUCCAAUUUGUUGUAACAAUUAAAGUUUCGAACAACUGUUUUGACGAACUUGUUGACACAGAUAAAAAAAACGGAGAAAAAAACGCUGUCCAAAAAUUCUAAUGACGUUUGGAAAAAUAUUUAUGAAAACAUCAAGAAAAUUAUACGAUAUUGUAUAUUUGAACGUACAAUUUUUGAUCCCUUAAUGGCUAAAGCUACCACUAUAAAGGAUGCUCUUCGCAUAUGGGAAGAACAGAACAAAAAGGAUCCCAUUUCUGCUAUAGAUAUUGGCUUACAGUUUCAAUAUCCACCAAUUGAAAAAAUGGAUGCCACACUUAAUACUCUUGUCAACUGUCGAAAACUCAGCCUUUCUUCCAAUAUGAUUGAAAAAAUAGUUGGCAUUAAUCAGCUUAAAAAUCUUCGUGUACUUUCAUUGGCUAGAAAUAAUUUAAAAACCAUUAAUGGUAUUGAAGCACUUGGAGACACAUUGGAAGAGUUUUGGGUUAGUUACAAUAUCAUUGAAAAAAUAAAACCCAUUGAGUCGAUGAAAGCACUACGAGUAUUUUACAUCUCACAUAAUCUUAUUAAAGACUGGGCAGAGUUUAAUCGCAUGGCAGCCGCACCUAAGUUGGAAGAAAUUUCAUUUCUUGGCAACCUACUCAACGAAAAUAUGGAUGAAUUGGCCUUUCGAAGCGAAGCAAUACGGCGUUUGCCGCUAAUUAAGAAACUGGAUGGUGAACCGGUCAUAAGGGGCGAUUAGUUCAAAUUUACA
Messenger RNA from Anastrepha obliqua, 1227 nucleotides. RefSeq names its product dynein axonemal light chain 1. The transcript has 2 exons. Gene Ontology annotation, molecular function: protein kinase binding. Gene Ontology annotation, cellular component: cytoplasm. The record is from RefSeq and is a predicted model, not a curated record. NCBI's taxonomy places the organism in Eukaryota, Metazoa, Arthropoda, Insecta, Diptera, Tephritidae. Bases 661 to 1215 code for a protein of 184 amino acids.